AUGGGUCUUAUUGCGGAUACGAGAAAAGCCAUUCAGGAUGCCCCCAAAGGCACCUUCAAUUGGUAUGUGUUCAUGUGCACUUUGAUAUUUGCGUUCCCUGGAGUUGCCAAAGGAUUUGACGAAGGUAAGAAAGAGAGAUCUUCUUUUUUUCUUUUUUGCUUCUUCGCUGCUGAUAGAAUGGGAUUUGCAGGCAAUAUCGCUUCAUUGGUCGUGCAAGCUAGAUUCAAGAAGGACUUUGGACUUGAUCAACAAACCGAAAAUGACUAUGCCAAUACCAAAGGCUGGGUUGUUGCAAUGGCAACAGCAGGGGCUGUCUUUGGUUGCUUUGGGUGCUUGCCGCUCAAUGAUAGAUUUGGUCGUCGAUUUACCCUGCGAGUAGCCACCUUGGUUUACAUCGCUGGGGUUCUCGGUCAAGGGCUGUGUGGUGGUAAUAUGUCUGGUCUCUAUGCAUCGAGAUUUAUUGCUGGAAUUGGCAUCGGUGCGACAACUGUUGUUCCGUCCGUAUACAUUUCAGAGAUUUCCCCGAAAGCUAUUCGAGGCCUUCUCACUUUACAAUAUGCCGCUUGUCAACAGCUGGGUGUUGUUUUCGGCUUUUUUAUCAACUACGGCGUGACAAAAUCUUACGCUGGAACUGAGACACAAUGGAUGCUUCCUACCCUUCUUCAACUGCUGCCAGCAGCGUUAUGGGGAUUGGGGACGUUCUUAUGCCCCGAGUCACCACGCUGGCUUCUCUACGUUGGCCAGCGAGAAAAGGCAUUGGAAACAAUGUCUAAGCUUCGCCAUGUCCCAUUAGAGGAUCUCUCCCUUCAGGCAGAGAUAGCCAGCAUGGAUGCAAGAAUUCUCCAUGAGAGCGAAGCAGCUGGAAAUGUAGGAUUAUGGGAUCUCCUCAAGGAGACUUUCAUUCCGGUCGAAAAUCGACGUCGAUUCUUUUUGAUCUUCAUGGCAACCCUCUUCUCUCAAUGGUCCGGUGCCAACGCAAUCACUCAGUAUUCCCCAACGAUUUUCGGGUAUCUGGGUAUCGAUGGAGAUGAGGCCAAGUUUUUAGCCACUGGCAUCUAUGCUGUGGUGAAGUUCGUCAGCACUUUGGCGUUUGCCUUAUUCAUCGUUGAUUUCAUCGGUCGACGGCGGUCCUUGAUCACAGGCAUCACACUUCAGCUGGUUACUUUGAUUUACGUUGGUGGGUAUCUUGGUGGCACUAGCUCCAUGAGCCCUGAACACAUUGGUGACAGUCCUGUUGUAUCUCGAGCAUCAACAGCGGCCAUCGUGGCAAUUUACCUUCAUGCAGUGGCAUGGAGUAUCGGUUGGUUCAGCAUUCCGUAUCUCGUCGGAUCUGAAGUCUUUCCUACCAAGAUCCGUUCCUUCAACAUGUCUAUUGCCAUGGGCUUUCACUGGGCUUUCUAUUUCGGUUGCUCCCGUGCUAUGCCGAGUCUGCUGGCUGCAACACACAAAUGGGGUGCCUUUGUGUUUUUCGGGUGUAUCUGUCUGAUAUCCCUUGUCUACGUGUUCUUUGCCAUGCCUGACACCACUGGAAGGUCAUUGGAGGCAUUAGACAGUUUGUUCCAGCGACCAUGGUAUACUGUAUACCAAGUGGCAUAUGCCGACAGGGACAUCGAGCCAGAGAGUUCAGGAAAGACAAUUGUCAAAGCUGAGCACCUUGAGUCGGUUUAA
Penicillium brevicompactum is the source of this 1668-nucleotide messenger RNA. RefSeq lists its product as uncharacterized. The transcript has 4 exons. Gene Ontology annotation, molecular function: carbohydrate:proton symporter activity. Gene Ontology annotation, cellular component: membrane. Gene Ontology annotation, biological process: carbohydrate transport; transmembrane transport. Lineage: Eukaryota; Fungi; Ascomycota; Eurotiomycetes; Eurotiales; Aspergillaceae. The record is from RefSeq and is a predicted model, not a curated record. The coding region runs from base 1 to 1668 and encodes 555 amino acids.